Messenger RNA from Polychytrium aggregatum, 3759 nucleotides. Its product is annotated as RecF/RecN/SMC. The record is from RefSeq and is a predicted model, not a curated record. The transcript has 24 exons. Gene Ontology annotation, biological process: sister chromatid cohesion. Bases 1 to 3759 code for a protein of 1252 amino acids. Gene Ontology annotation, cellular component: chromosome; cohesin complex; nucleus. Gene Ontology annotation, molecular function: ATP binding; protein binding; ATP hydrolysis activity. Lineage: Eukaryota; Fungi; Chytridiomycota; Chytridiomycetes; Polychytriales.
AUGGGACGACUCGUUCGCAUCGAUCUGGAGAAUUUCAAGUCCUACAGGGGCAAGCAGACCAUCGGUCCGUUCAGCAGCUUCACGUCUGUGAUCGGACCCAACGGAGCUGGCAAGUCCAAUCUGAUGGACGCCAUCUCGUUUGUUCUCGGCAUCAAGUCGCAACAGCUGCGCUCGCAACAGCUCCGCGAGCUCAUCUACACCAGAGGCCCCGAGGAGCACGAAGACGACGAGGGCCGCAGUGGCGAUGACGAGGACAGCGAUGAAGUGGAAAAUGUCCGUCCCAAGACAGCAUCGGUGACAGCUGUCUAUCGACAGGAUGACGGCACCGAGGUCACCUUUUCCCGCAGUAUUUCAUCGUCAGGCAGUCAGUAUCGGAUCAACAACCGUGUCGUCAGCGUCGAUGUAUAUCUCAAGACCCUGGAGCUGGAAAAUAUCCUGGUCAAGGCUCGCAACUUUCUCGUUUUCCAGGGAGACAUUGAAGCGAUUGCUUCGCAGUCGUCCAAGGACCUGACCCGGCUCAUUGAGCAGAUCAGCGGAUCCCUCGAGUUCAAGAAAGAGUACGAGGAGCUCAAGGCAGUUCAGGAGCGAGCGACCGAGAAUUCGACGCAAAACUUCAACAAGAAGCGCGGCGUGACUGCAGAGAUGAAACAGUUCCGUGAGCAGAAAGACGAGGCAGAGAAAUACGAGCGACUCCAGAGCCAAAGGGCCAAGCUGCUCACCACUCACUUCCUCUGGAAGCUCUUUCAUCUGGAAGGCAAAGUCACCCAGAUGGAGCAAGUAAUCGGCGAGGAGCAGGCCAAGACAGGCGACUUUAACGAAACACAGGAUCGCCUCGAGCGUGCCUUUAAGGAUGCCAAGAAGAAGCAGGCCAAGGUCAAUGCGGAGCUACUCAAAUGCGAAAAGAUUGUCAAGGACAAGACUCGACAGAUCGACAGCAAGAAACCCCAGCUGCUCAAGAUUGACGAGAGAAUCCUGCAUAUCCGCGGCAAACUGGCCAACACCCGCGAGAAUCUCAGCAAGACCGAGGGCAAUCUAUCCAAGCAGGCAAGUGGCGCUGUGCCUUGUAUCAUCACGAUCGCUCUUUUAGACACAGCUUACACGGCUGCAGCGUGUUCUGCUUCAUCCGAAAAGGGGAAAGCGCUGAAGAUCAGCGAGCGCGCACAAGCAGAAUAUCGAGAAAAACGCAACGAAGCCGACGCCAAGACCGCUGCAGAGAAGCAGCAACUCAACUCUCUCAAGCGCCAGCAAAAGUCACUGACCGAGUCGAUCAAGCGCACUCAAGACAAGCUUGAUUCAGCCAAGGCUCGGCACCAGCAGCUUCUCGAGGAAAAAGAAAAGUUCCAAGAACGGCAGCGCGACCUGCAAGAUAAUCUAGUGACCCAGACGCGGGAACUGGAGCAAACCCGCCGGGACUAUGAGUUCUCCCAAUCGGAGCGCCGGCGGUUGUGGCAACUCGAAAACGAGCUGAAUGAAAAGAUGGCUGACACCAUGCAGAAGCUCAUGGACGCAAGAACCGAUCAGCGCGAGAACGAGCGUGAGCGCAAGUUCAAGCAGAGCCUCGAGGGCAUGAGGCAGCUGUUUCCAGGCGUGCAUGGACGAGUCGUUGACUUGUGCAAGCCAACACAGCGAAAGUACGACGUUGCCGCUUCGAUUAUAUUGGGGCGCAACAUCGACGCCGUCAUCGUGGACGACGAAAAGACGGCGAUCGAGUGCAUCAAGUAUCUAAAAGACCAGCGCGCUGGCCAGGGUACAUUCUUGCCACUCGACGGGAUCGUUGCCAAGCCCAUCAAUGAAAAGUAUCGGUCAUUCGCAAAGGGGGCGCGAUUGGCAAUCGAUAUUAUCCAGUUCGAUCCGCAGUACGAGCGAGUGUUCCGCUACGUUUGUGGAAGCGGACUGGUUUGCGACACCCUCGAGGUGGCGCGAUCGAUCUGUUACGACAAGAAUGAGGAUGUGAAAGCCGUCACCCUCGACGGAACCGUGAUCCACAAGAGCGGAUUGAUUACCGGCGGUCAGAGCGGUGUUACGAAGGACGCUCGGCGCUGGGAAGAGCGCGAGCUUGAUAAUCUCCGCAAAGUCAAGGACUCGCUGGCGAAUCAGCUCGCCGAAGUACAGCAGAGUCGCCGCAAAGCCGGAUAUGACGAGCAAAUGAAGCAUGCAAUCUUUAUGCUGGAAAACAAGCUCAAGUUUACAACCAGCGAUCUGGAGGCCACGGAGCGCAAACUGGAAGCAGUCCAGAAGGAAAUCAAGUUCUGCGCGGACCAGAUGCGCGAGCUGCGCAGUGAAAGCGCCGAGACAGACGCUGGCCUUGAGAGUAUCAACGAGCAGAUCGAGUCGGCCGAGGCGGCGAUCGCCAAAGUGGAAGCCACGAUCUUUGCAGACUUUUGUCGGCGCAUUGGAGUCCAUAGUGUGCGCGAAUACGAGGACAAGCUCCUGAGCAGCCAGGAGGAGGUCUCGCAGAAACGAUUGCAGUUUACGACUCAGAAAGCUAAGCUCGAGGGAGAAAUCUCGUUCAACCAGCAGCUCUGCCAGGAGGUUCAGACCCGCCUCGAGCGCAUCCAGACAGCCAUCUCAAAAGAUGAAAGCUUACUGGCUGAGCUGGAAGAGGAGAAGGAGAGCUAUGCCAAGGAAGCCGAGGCGCUCAACGAGUCGCUCGCGCAAUCGCAAGCUGAGUUGUUGCAGCUCAAAGAGAGCCUCGAUGGCCACCGCGAUGCAGUCAAUGACGUCAAGAAGGAACUGCAGAGUCUGAUCAAACGGGCCGAGGACAGCUCCACGGCGAUCACCCACGCGGAGACCGAGAUUGAAAAGUUCAACGAAGAGCGGUUUGCGCUGCUACGCAAAGCCAAGCUGGAGGAGAUUCCGCUGCCGCUCGUUGGUCGAAAACUGGAAGCUAUCCCCCUGAACGAGCUUGAGCGGAGCCACGGAUUGGGCGAGGACCAGAUGGACGUCGAUGAACCAUCGGGUCCUUCGAGCUCGACGGUUCAGCUCAGCAACAUCCAGAUCGACUACCGCUCACUCAAGGCAGAUUAUCGCGAGAACGGCAGCAGCGAGCUUGAUGUCGAGCUUGAGGAGAACAUCAAGGGCCUCGCGGCAGAGAUUGAGCGCCUGGCACCCAACAUGAAGGCAGUUGAGAGGCUGGAUGAUGUCGAGGAGCGAUACCGCAACACGGCAAGGGAAUUUGAGCAGUCGCGACGAGAAGCCAAGUCGGCCAAGGAUAGGUUCAACACGAUCAAGCAAGAAAGAUACGAGCGGUUUUACAAGGCGUAUCUUCACAUCUCGGAGAACAUUGGGCGGAUCUACGAAGAGCUCACAUCCUCGCCAGGAUUCCCGGGUGGUGUUGCCCAGCUGAACCUCGACGACAGCGACGAGCCCUUUACGGACUCGGUGCGAUAUCAUGCGGUCCCUCCGAUGAAAGGAUUCCGAGACAUGGAGCAGCUCUCUGGCGGCGAGAAAACCGUGGCGGCUCUGGCGCUGCUGUUUGCGAUCCACAGCUAUCGACCGGCGCCUUUCUUUGUGCUCGAUGAGGUUGAUGCUGCCCUCGACAACACCAACGUUGCACGCAUCUCAAGAUACAUUCAGAAGCAGGCACACAAAGACGAAAGCGGCGUUCAGUUCAUCGUGAUCUCUCUCAAGAACACGCUGUACGAAAAGGCGGAUGCCCUGGUUGGGAUCUACAAGGACCAGGCCGAACAGACGAGCCAAGUGCUGACAUUGGAUCUCGAAUCCCGGUUCGGCACAGGGCAGACACCGCUGGAGCAAUGA